Puma concolor (puma) is the source of this 1440-nucleotide messenger RNA. RefSeq names its product 5-hydroxytryptamine receptor 3A (gene HTR3A). Gene Ontology annotation, cellular component: postsynaptic membrane. Gene Ontology annotation, biological process: monoatomic ion transmembrane transport. The record is from RefSeq and is a predicted model, not a curated record. Gene Ontology annotation, molecular function: transmembrane signaling receptor activity; extracellular ligand-gated monoatomic ion channel activity. Lineage: Eukaryota; Metazoa; Chordata; Mammalia; Carnivora; Felidae.
GUCACCAUGCUGUCGUGGGUGCCACGGGUCCUUCUGGCCUUGCUUCUGCCCACACUCCUGGCACAUGGACAAGCCAGGCGCAGGGAGCACCCCCAGGCUCAGAACACCUCUAGGCCCGCUCUGCUGAGGCUGUCAGAUUACCUCCUGGCCAACUACCAGAAGGGCGUGCGGCCCGUGCGGGACUGGAGGAAGCCAACCACCGUGUCCAUCGAUGUCAUUGUCUAUGCCAUCCUCAGCGUGGAUGAGAAGAACCAGGUCCUGACCACCUACAUCUGGUACCGGCAGUACUGGACAGAUGAGUUUCUCCAGUGGAAUCCUGAGGACUUUGACAACAUCACCAAGCUGUCCAUCCCCACCGAGAGCAUCUGGGUCCCAGACAUUCUCAUCAACGAGUUUGUGGACGUGGGGAAGUCUCCAAGUAUCCCGUACGUGUAUGUCGGGCACCGUGGCGAGGUCCAGAACUACAAGCCCCUCCAGGUGGUGACCGCCUGUAGCCUGGACAUUUACAACUUCCCCUUCGACGUGCAGAACUGCUCGCUGACGUUCACCAGCUGGCUGCACACCAUCCAGGACAUCAACAUCUCCCUGUGGCGCUUGCCAGAAAAGGUGAAGCUCGACAAGACUAUCUUCAUGAACCAGGGCGAGUGGGAGCUCCUGGGGGUGCUGACCCAGUUUCGUGAGUUCAGCAUGGAAAGCAGCGGCUGUUACGCAGAGAUGAAGUUCUUCGUGGUCAUCCGCCGGAGGCCCCUGUUCUACACAGUCAGCCUGCUGCUGCCCAGCAUCUUCCUCAUGUUCAUGGACAUCGUGGGCUUCUACCUGCCUCCGGACAGUGGCGAGAGGGUCUCCUUUAAGAUCACACUCCUCCUGGGCUAUUCUGUCUUCCUGAUCAUCGUGUCGGACACGCUGCCGGCCACAGCCAUUGGCACUCCCCUCAUUGGUGUCUACUUCGUCGUGUGCAUGGCGCUGCUGGUGGUGAGCUUGGCUGAGACCAUCCUCAUCGUGCGGCUGGUACACAAGCAAGACCUGCAGCAGCCCGUACCCGCCUGGCUGCGGCACCUGGUCCUGGAGCGGGUGGCCCUGCUCCUUUGCCUAGGGGAGCCCCCGGCCACCCCCCAAGCCGCCAAGACCGAUGACUGCUCAGAUGUGGGGAACCACUGCAGCCAUUUGAGAGGACCCCAGGACUUGGAGAAGACCCCAAGGGGCCGAGGCAGCCCCCCACCACCACCGCGGGAGGCCUCCCUGGCAGUGUGCGGGCUGCUGCAGGAGCUGUCCUCCAUCAGGCAUUUCCUGGAGAAGAGGGACGAGAGCCGAGAGGUGGCCCGGGAAUGGCUGCAUGUGGGCUCCGUGCUGGACGGGCUGCUCUUCCGCAUCUACCUGGUGGCGGUGCUGGCCUACAGCAUCACCCUGGUUACUCUGUGGUCCAUCUGGCAGUAUUCUUGA